Molecule: messenger RNA, 1392 nt
Organism: Acanthopagrus latus (yellowfin seabream)
Lineage: Eukaryota; Metazoa; Chordata; Actinopteri; Spariformes; Sparidae
Gene: tmem82
Product: transmembrane protein 82
Exons: 6
Coding region: 196-1236 (346 amino acids)
Source: RefSeq, a predicted model, not a curated record
CAGACGACCUUUGGUACAGGCUUGUGCAUGAGCAAAGCUCAGUGCCGAGGCGCUGAGAUAAACAGAAGAGCUACGCAGAUACUUCACGUUACUGCAGCCUGAUCUGGAAUAACCACAAAACAUGGUUCCAGAGUGUGUGAUUGUCUGAGAGAAAGAGUGUAAAAUGAUUCAUCACUUCAAGUAAAAAGAGGCAAGAUGUUUUCGUUUAUCACGUCGCGUCUUCCGACUUCCUUCCUACCAGGGUGGCUGACUCUAGAGACAAAUCCACUGGACUGUUUGCUUCAAGGACUGGUAGGAGCUUGUGCGAUCUCUGUGCUGUGCUCCCUGCUGAGAGUGCACUUAUUUCUAGAGGAGGAGAGUGAUCAAAAAGAUAAAGACACAUCAGAUCAGAGGACACCCCGAGGACAAAGGAAAACUAAAGUUGGACUUCCUGAGACGCUCCAGUUUUUCUUCGUGACUGGGAUUCUGGCUGUGGUGGGCUCCCGUGUUGCCUCCCUGGUCGUGCUGGAGUUUUGUCUUCGGGCACUCUCUGGAUGGGUCACAGCUGGACCAGAGUCCAAGAAAUUUCUGCAGCAGCUGUUAGUUCAAAGCCAGUUCACUCUCGGCUGUGCCCUGAGCUGUGGUUUGCACUUUCUCCACGAGGGGGCGUCCCAGCGCUGGCUAUGCUCGCUCCUGGCAGCAGCCCUCAGCUGGUUCCUGUCUCGGCAGGCCACCCUCCUGCUGCACCAUGUCAUGGCUCUGUAUAGACUCCACAGCUCGCAGCGCUACUGCGGCAUUUGCAUCGGCCUCCUCGCGUCGGGCCGCUGCCUGCUGCCAAUGCUGUGCAGGGCGAUGAUCAUUACUUUCUCUGUGGCUGUGGUGGCCGCAAUAUCAAUCAUCAAUAAACACUUCCUCUCUGCGACAGAGGCCCUCAGGUUCUGGACACCACUGACUAUCUGCUACACGCUGUUGGUUGUGUACAUGCAGGAGGAGCAGCACCGUCUGCCAGGCAGCCAGGCUGUCCUGAACACAGUGGCGGUGCGUCUCGGCGGUUUGAUGGUCCUGAUGCUGACUGUCGGACGCUGGGCCGACGUGCUCCACAUCCUAAUGUGUUUCCUGGGUGAGGCCAGCUGUCUAAUCCCCACUAUGGAUCUGCUGGAUGCAGCAGCCUCACAGGGUGAAGAGGAUUAUACGGACUACGUACAAAGGGACCGUAGACGGAGACCACAGGCACAAGAGAAGCAGCAUCACAGAUAGCCACACUGGGAUUUUAAAGACUCGUGGCACCUCUUUAUAAUGGCACUAAUUUCUGUGAGUCCUAUUGGGGCUACAUCAAAAAUUAAUGCUUUUGUAUUUAGAAUGUAAUAUUUUUUCAUUAAAAAGUCCAAUAUUAUAAUUUCUUGGGAAUUUCAA